Monosiga brevicollis MX1 is the source of this 1691-nucleotide messenger RNA. RefSeq lists its product as uncharacterized. NCBI's taxonomy places the organism in Eukaryota, Choanoflagellata, Craspedida, Salpingoecidae. The record is from RefSeq and is a predicted model, not a curated record. The coding region runs from base 60 to 1664 and encodes 534 amino acids. Gene Ontology annotation, cellular component: chaperonin-containing T-complex. Gene Ontology annotation, biological process: protein folding. The transcript is spliced from 4 exons. Gene Ontology annotation, molecular function: ATP hydrolysis activity; ATP binding; ATP-dependent protein folding chaperone.
CUCUCUCUCACACACAUUUACACACAACUGAACGGACGACAUCUCAGCCAACAGCGAGUAUGUCGGCAAUCACUCAGCUCAACCCCAAGGCCGAGGUGGCGCGCGCCGCCGUGGCCCUUCAGAUGAACUCGACCGCGGCGCGAGGUCUGCAAGAUGUGCUCAAGUCCAACCUCGGCCCCAAGGGUACCAUGAAGAUGCUUGUCUCUGGAUCGGGCGACAUUAAGCUCACCAAGGACGGCAACGUCCUCCUCAACGACAUGCAGAUCCAGCACCCCACGGCUUCCCUGAUUGCCCGUGCCGCCACAGCCCAGGACGACAUUACCGGCGAUGGCACCACCUCCAACGUUCUCUUGAUUGGCGAGCUGCUUAAGCAAGCCGAGCUGUACAUUAGCGAGGGCCUCCACCCACGCCUCGUCGUUGAUGGCUUUGAAAAGGCCAAGGAUGUUGCUCUGGAAGUGCUUGACAAGAUCAAGUCUGACCGCGAGGUCGAUCGUGAGCUCCUCUGCAAGGUAGCCCGCACUUCCCUCCGCACCAAGGUUUCGCAGAAGAUGGCCGAUCAGCUCACCGAGACAGUUGCCGAUGCCGUCCUGGCCAUUCGCCAAGACAAGUCCCCCAUCGACCUCUUUAUGAUCGAGAUCAUGACCAUGAAGCACAAGACAGAGACAGACACCUCCCUGAUCCGUGGCAUUGUCCUCGAUCACGGCUCUCGCCACCCCGACAUGCCCAAGCGCCUUGAAAAUGCCUACGUCCUCACCUGCAACGUGUCCCUCGAGUAUGAGAAGACCGAGAUUAACUCUGGCUUUUUCUACAAGACGGCCCAGGAGCGCGAGGCCAUGGCCAUUGCAGAGCGCAAGUUUAUCGACGAUCGCGUGCAGCGCAUCAUCGACCUCAAGCGCAAGGUCUGCACCGAGGAGAACGGCAAGUCCUUUGUCAUUGUCAACCAAAAGGGUAUUGAUCCCAUCUCCCUUGACCUACUGGCCAAGGAGAACAUCAUUGCCCUGCGUCGUGCCAAGCGCCGCAACAUGGAACGGGUGACGCUGGCUUGUGGUGGCAUGGCCAUGAACUCAGUGGAUGAUUUGGAUGAGUCUGUGCUUGGUCAUGCUGGCGUUGUGUACGAACACGUGCUCGGUGAGCAAAAGUACACUUUUAUUGAGGAGGUCGAGAACCCCCGGUCUGUGACCAUUUUGAUCAAGGCGCCAAACGACUACACCAUCAGUCAGAUCAAGGACGCCGUGCGUGACGGUCAGCGUGCCGUCAAGAACGCCAUUGAUGACAACAGCGUUGUCCCUGGUGCCGGUGCUUUUGAAAUUGCGGCACAUCGCGCCCUGGUUGAGGCCAAGCGCAACGUCAAGGGCCGUGCCCGCCUUGGUAUCCAGGCUUUUGCCGAUGCCCUGCUCGUCAUCCCCAAGACGCUGGCUCAGAACGCGGGUUUCGACCCCCAGGACACCAUUGUCACCUUGCUUGAGGAGGCGCAAGACUCAGACGAUGUUGUUGGUGUGGACAUUAACACUGGUGAGGCCUGCCUGCCCACAGAUGAGGGCAUUGUCGACAACAUUUGCGUCAAGCGCCAGCUGCUCAAGUCAUGUACGAUGAUUGCCUCUUCCCUGUUGCUUGUCGAUGAGGUCAUGCGUGCCGGCCUCUCUUCGUUGAAACCUGGAGAAUAAACCUCCCGAUAAUCGACUGUAUAUGAG